AAUAACAAGUAUAUUUCUAUUGUAUAUUGAAUUGCAAUACAUAUACUGUAAAAUUAAAACUAUCUUUAAUUGUACGUUUAUAAUUUUUUUACUUUCUGUAAUCUGUUAAUAUAUAUAUGUGUGCGUAUGUAUGUGUGUGUGUGUGUGUGUGUGCGUUUGUGUGUGUGUAUUUGAUUAGGCCAGUUGAAUCAUACUUUGUUUUUACGAUCAGUACACAUUGAAUACUUUUUUCUUUUCAGAAUUCAUACUAUGGCCGCCAUAAGAAAGAAACUUGUCAUCGUCGGUGAUGGUGCUUGUGGAAAAACUUGCCUGUUAAUUGUGUUUUCCAAAGAUCAGUUUCCAGAAGUAUACGUUCCUACAGUGUUUGAGAACUAUGUAGCUGAUAUUGAAGUGGAUAGUAAACAAGUAGAGUUAGCGUUGUGGGAUACAGCAGGUCAAGAAGAUUACGAUAGACUAAGACCGCUGUCUUAUCCCGAUACAGAUGUGAUUCUUAUGUGUUUCUCCAUAGACUCACCAGAUUCAUUGGAAAAUAUACCAGAAAAAUGGACACCAGAGGUGAAACAUUUCUGUCCAAAUGUACCGAUUAUAUUGGUUGGCAACAAAAAAGACUUGCGCAAUGAUCCAAACACAAUUCGUGAGCUAAGCAAGAUGAAACAAGAACCGGUGAGACCAGAAGAAGGGCGAGCAAUGGCAGAAAAGAUUAAUGCGUUUGCUUAUUUGGAAUGUUCAGCUAAAAGUAAGGAGGGCGUUCGUGAAGUGUUUGAAACUUCGACUAGAGCAGCUUUACAGGUUAAAAAGAGAAAGAAGGGGCUAUGCCGUUUACUUUAAAUUAUUGAAAAACAAAUAUGAAAAUUGCCAUCGUUUUUUUUUUUUAAAUUUAAGUUUUAUUCUCGCGUAUCAGUCUUCCGGGUUUAGCCAAGAAUAUUUCAAUAAAAAACUUUAUUUUUGAAGUUAACUAUCAGGUUUUAAUUUUGUUUUUAUAUAGAAAGGGGAUAAGGUUACAUUAAAAUUGUCAAUUUUAGUUCUAAUAUUUAAAAAUGUUUACUUUUUUAAAGUUAUAAUAUAUUUAUAUAUAUUUUUGAUCAGCUCUUACGACCUAGAAUAACUUUUCAUGACUGUUAUAUAAAUUGAACACUAUUUUAUAUUUCUUAUUAUUGAGUUGACUCAAAAUAAAAAAAUAUUACCUUACAAUCAUAAUAAUAUAGUGUAGGUAAUUUUUAACAAAAUUCAUUUUUUUUGUGUUAGGUUAAUAAAUAUUAGGGUCCAAAAUCAGUUAUAAUAUUUAAAAGAGUGACCUUAGAUAUUCUUUAUUCUGAUCACAUCUUUAUUAUUUUUAUAUCUAUUGUGAAGAAUAAGAAGAGACGUAUAUUUUUUUGGAUGUGUGGUUAUUAACUUUAAUGCUGUGUGAUAUAACUAUUAACACUAAUGUGGGAUUUGUCAUUUUUAAAAAAUAAAAUGUCAGUAUUAUAAUAUUUCUGCAAUACUUGGUUUUUUUAAAUAUAUUUACUGCCUGAAAAAAAAAAAUAUUUCAUAAUAAAUAUGUUAUUAAUACAUAUCAAAUGAUGCUUAAGAAAUGUAGUUUAAAAUUCUAAUGCUUUAUUGGUAAUAUUUUUUAUAAAUUUAAAAUUUCCAAACAAAUUAAUAUAUUUAUAAAAAUUAACAUACUGGAGUAUAUAUUUUAAAAUUGAAUAAGAAUAAUUAUAGUUCAUUAUGCUAAUAUUGAUUAGCUUAAAUAUGCCACUCAAUUUUAUAUUUAGUUUUCAAUUAUUAUUCUUAUAUUAUUUUCUUUAACAUAUAAAUAUUUAACUAGUAAUUCAUGAUAAUGAAAAGUAUUGUUAUUAAAAAUGUUGUUAAGUACUUUUCCCCUGAACUGUUGGAAUUACUUUCAUUAUGUGUUUUUCAAGUGUUAGUUAUUGAUAAACUAGUCUAAAGUAUCAUAAAACAUUAACAUUAUUUCCCAAAGAAACACAUUUUAUCAUUUAUUUAUGUCUAAUACAUUUUUAUAUUGGGGUAUUUGUGAUCAAAUUGAAUAAAAUUUAUAUUUUGAACAAUAAUUACAGUUUCUGUAAAUAUUUUCUUAUAUAGUAAAAUUGUUAAAACCAAAAGGUAUCAAUAUAAUCAUAUACAUAUAGUACUUUAUGAAUUACCAUAGCUUAUCCCCUAAUUAUGAGUUUUUACAAUAUAUUUAUUUUUAUACAAUUAUUACUCAAUAUUAAUUAUUAUUAUUUUAUAUAUAUAUAUAUAUAUGUAUGUAUGUAUGUAUAAUGUAUUGAAUUUUUGAAAAUAUUUAUGUUAAUAUUAUGUCAUAGUUUGACAUAUUAUCUAUUUAGCACAAACUUAACCAGUGGCACAGACACUAGCACAAUACAAUAUAUAUUUUGUUAUUAUUUAUUUUUUGAUAAAUUAACAAUUAGUUAUUAUAACAACCUUUUGUUUACUUAAAUUACCUAAUAAAUAAUAAUAUGAAAAAAAAAAGAAAUAAGCAGAUGAUAUAAUAAUUAUAUUAUUUUUAACAGCUAUAUUUGCUUUUAGUGGUAUGUUAUUUAUUAUUUUAUUUUUUACUUUUUAUGAAAUCAUACAUUUUUUAUUUAUUAUUAUUAUUAUUAU
Cinara cedri is the source of this 2607-nucleotide messenger RNA. The record is from the annotation of a GenBank genome assembly. NCBI's taxonomy places the organism in Eukaryota, Metazoa, Arthropoda, Insecta, Hemiptera, Aphididae.